This is a messenger RNA of Rotaria socialis, 756 nucleotides long. Lineage: Eukaryota; Metazoa; Rotifera; Eurotatoria; Philodinida; Philodinidae. The record is from the annotation of a GenBank genome assembly.
AUGAAUCUUUCACUCGAUACAAUACUAACCAACGCACGUGAGCUUGUUUCACGUUUACGUCGCGAUGAUACUACAGCUGACACAGCUGUAAGUCAAGCACAAUAUGUUCAAGAACGAAUUCUUAGCAUGAAACAGUAUGGUGAUGACCUUGCUGAAUUGAAUGACAUAAGCUCUCAUCGUCCAAAAACAGCGAUUCUUUACAAUAUUCAAAAAGAAAAUCGUCUGGUGAAACAAUUACAACAAGAAAACGAAGAAUUAAAACAAUUAGUUAUUGAACAUCGAAGUGUACUAGAAAAAAUAAUGUACAAAUAUCGGAAAGAUAUACAACAACUUAUUUUAAUGAGUAAAGAAGAAACAAAAGCUGUUAAUAUAUUUAAUACGUCAUUAGCUCAGGAUAUUCAAGAUAAAUCAUCAAAAAUUCAUGAAAUUGCAUCCGUUAUGCGUCAUGCGAUUAGUAUCGACGAUACACAUAGUGCAUCACAAGACGAACGCAUUAAUGCAUUGCUGCUCGAAAAUCGAGGUUUAAAAGAAAUUUUAGCUGUACACGAAACUAUGCAUCGACCAAAGCCAACAUCAACAAUUACAUUAGAGUCUACGGUUGCUAAAUCUCCAAUAUUGCAAACAACAACGACAACUAUAAUAGCACAAGAAAAUUCUCCUCCUUCUUCUUCUUCUUCUUCGUCCUCUUCUUCUGCUAAUGUGACUCCUGAUCUUACUACUAUAAUUUCUUCGACUCAACAAGAUUUACCUUCCUGA